Symbiodinium sp. CCMP2456 is the source of this 930-nucleotide messenger RNA. Lineage: Eukaryota; Dinophyceae; Suessiales; Symbiodiniaceae. The record is from the annotation of a GenBank genome assembly.
AUGGCUGCCGCGGGGAUUUCUGGCCGACUAUUCGGCUCUGCAGUCCGAAGCGCACAGGAAAGACCAAGCCGCGGUGGCAAGGGCGUGCGAGCGGUCAUACCCACAAGACCUACGAGACCAGAGCCAGCGGUCGAUGCAACUGUCCGAGGCCGAGGAUCUCGCAUGUACGGAGGUUCGGUGGGAGGUCCCGCAAGCGGAGGCUCCUUCAGCCUGAGUGGCGGCAGUUUCUCUGCAGGUAGCAAUCCAAGAGCGUCUGCAUUCGCUCGAGCAUUUGACGUGGAGGAGCAGGCACCUGGUCCUAUUCGACAAGUUCGCGGUAGGCGUGAUGGUCCUUACGAGCUCUUGGUCGAGGCCGAUGCCGACUACAACGGCUUUCCAAGAUACUCGCAGUACGAUUGGGACGAGCCAGAUUGGGAACACGACCAGUUUGAGGGACCUCAGACAGUGGGCUCUGCGAUCUUCGUACGAAACCUUCCGCCUGGUGUGGAAGGGCACCAGUUGAAGCACCUCUUUGAAGAGGCUGGGCAGAUAGCCAACAUCCACGUGGAUCAAGGCCCGUUGCCUACUGCGACCAUUGGCUAUGUGCGACAGGGAGUCGCCUUCGAUGCCGCGGAGAUGUUCCACGGUCGAUGGCUUUUGGGACAAGAGCUGAAGGUGACCGUCAAAAGUGGCGACAUGAUGUCCACAUCAGCAAGAAAAGUCGAUGACGACUUCUGGCGCGAUGAGCUGCGCGAGAUGCGACAAAAGGGUCAGCUAAUGCGAAAUGAUCCAUGGUUAAUGAUGCAGUUCGCCGGACAGGAGGCAGGAUGGGCAGACUGGACACGAGCUGGAAAAGGAAAGGGGAAGAAGGGAUAUGCGAAAGGUGGUGGCUUCAUGGGCAAAGGCGACGGGCCAGCAGGCAUGCGGAGCGCGCUUGCCUGGGAUGAUUGA